AUGGAAGGCAAUAACAAGGAAAAACUAAGGCCAGAAGGAGAGGCCAGUGAACGCCAAGCUUAUGGUAGUGGGCCUUCAAGGCGGAGUGAAAGCCCGCAUCACUGGAACGAAGGAGGACAGCACAAUUAUUUUCAACAACCUCCACAACCUCCCCAACGCCCACCUAACUUUCCAACUCCUCUUCCAUACCUCCAUUCUGCUCAUUCUCCUUCUCUUUCUUCUGCUCCUGCUCCCCAUCAUCAUCAUCACCAAGAAUCUCAUCAGUAUCAAUAUCCUCAUCAGUUUCAAAGACUUCACCAGGUUCAAGAACCUCAACAGUAUCCAGCUCACUAUUCUGACGCGCAGCUUCGACAGCCUAGUCCUGUAUUACCUGCUUAUCCUGAUCGGCUUCUUUCUGUUCAGCCUGCUCAGAGUCUAUAUUCUCAAACCCACCAUCCUGUUCAUUCUCAACAACCUCAGUUUGCACAGUCUGCUCAAUCUUCUUCUUCUCAUCCCAAUCACCCUGAUCCUCUUUACUCUGUUGGUUCUGAGCAACCUCAGCUUGAACAAGCUGCUCAAUACUCUCCUCCCGAUCCCCACUAUCCUGAACCUACUUUUCCUAUCUAUCCUGAGCAACAGUACGGUUCUGUUCAGUCAGCUCAGUUUCUUCCUCCCCAGGCUCACCAUCCUGUUGCUCCUGGACAACUUCGCUUCAUUCAGCCUGGUCAAUUUUUAUCUCCUCACCCUCAAAGCCCCAAUCACGUCCACGGACCUGCUUUCUGUCCUCCUGACCAGGCUCACGCUGCUGGUCCUGACUUUUAUGGUUAUCCACCUUACCCAACUCUAGGUAAUCAACUCCAAUACGUUGCUGGCCGUGGUUUUCAUCAAGAACACCAGGUUCUUCAUCCAGAUAACCAUUCUGCCCCUGCAAUCGACCAACAAGAGAAUAUUCGUGCUCCUGAUUAUCAUCAACCUAGUCAGAUUCCCAUACCGGCUGGUUACCAGCCACAGAACAAUCCUAAUACAGCGCCUUACCAGUCAGGUAGCUCUUCUUCUCAACCCUUUUAUCAGUCGGGUAAUCCUGUUGUUUCAUUCAAUCAGCGACAUAUUGUUCCGACAGCUGUUUUUAACCCGGGCCAGAACUUCCCUGGUACUCCUGUUUAUCACGGUAACCAAUCCAGAGGCUUCUCUAAAGACUCUACCACUCCACAGCAGUACUACCAUUCCGGGCCAUCUACCCGAUUGAAACCAACGAAAAAGAUGCCUCCCAAAAGGCGAGUUAGUACGAAAGACUUACCUCCUGCCGUUGCUACCUCUGCUGCACAAGCGCAGCAGCCAGUUCCCGAUCCCCAAGCGAGCAUUGCAUCCCUCGCAGAGGCUUUCCCAACCUCAUUUUCGGGUCGCUUCCAGGAGGGCCAGUUGGCCAGGCCAUCCUCCACCACGCCCGCAAUGUCUUCCUCCCCGGGGCCAUCGUCGAAGAAGAAGAAGGGUAAGGAAAGAGCUGAUACCCCCUCCGGCCCCACCAUUCUCGGUCAGAUUUCUGGCAACAAGGCAAGAAACCCCGUCCUAACCUCUGAAGAUGUAGGGGACACUGUAAAGUCCGCUCGAGUGAUGGCAGCUGAAGUUUCUCCUUCAUCGGCCCAUGAGAGUCUCUUAGUCGCUGGGAACAGCGACCUAGGAACUUCUGGGCCGAUGUACCAAACCCGAAUUGAAUACUUACAGGGCAAGUAUGAAGAUGAGGCCCAGGAGCUAAGGGCCGCAAAGGGGAAGGAGGCUGUUCGCGAAAGCGACGUCCCUUCCCCUGCCGCAGUUCUGGCUCCUGGGCCUUUCAUCACCGGUCAGUCGCCUAUACUGACCGCGGCAUUCCCACUUGGCGGGUGGGAGAUUGAUGCCUCACGUCUGGCCAACCUUCAACCGCCCGACCCAACCGCCAACUUGGUCGCCCGAGUCACCUAUCCCUAUGUAAGGGAAGGUGUUCUCGAGGAGGACCCGCUGGGGCUUGGUGACCUCCAGCCCGCCGCUUCCCUCCCCCCAGUUGCACCCAUACCUUCAGAGCCGACUGGGACCGCAGACCGGAUGGCUUUGCCAUCUUCUGGGCUCGUCGAUUGGGACGACGAGUUCAGCAAAACGUUUGGCCGAACAGCCAACGAAGAGGAGUGUCAGGGGGGGGAUCCCACCGAGGAGGAGUGGGAGAAGAUCAUCGCUGGAGCGAUGAAGAGGAAGGGGCAGGAGGAGCCCACAGAUGGUUCUCCGGCGGAAGCCGCUGUCUGUCCACUCCCUAUGGGAGAGGACGAGCGUGUUUCGGUCGAAGAGCCAUUGGGGCUCCCCUACCCGGCCCUCGACGUCGAGCCAGCCGCCGAUCCCACAGACCUGGCGAUGUGGGUUUACCAGAUGUCCUUGGAGCACCCAGGGGAUCCAGAGGAGCUUACUCUGGAGGAACUGGGCGCCGAGCUCGACGCCUACUGGGGGGAAAUCGCCCAGAUCACCAGCCAGCCGGAGCAAACUGGGCCGUUGGCCAGGGACGGGGACAUCGAGCUCCCCGACCAACUCAUGAGCUCCCCAUUGACACCAUUGAGUGUUAUGUCAACGCCGCCGCUCUUCCAGGAAGAAGAAGACCCUCUUCCUGGUAAUCCGGAUCCAGCUGCCAACCGUGAUCCCAGGUCAACUUCUCGCCGUCUCAACAAGCGUGGGGCUCAGGCCAGCCCAGAAGGUGUCUCCCCUCGUCCUCGGACCCGCUCGCGAAUUACUCAGCAGCAUGGUCCGGAGAAUCUUCCCAUUGCUAGUGCUUCGGUCACUCGCCGCAGAUCGGCUCGCAUCUCUGGGGCCAGCCUUCCUCCAGAGCCACAGACCCCCCGCGAUCUAUCUCCUUCAAUAUCUAUUACUUCGGAAGGCCGAAGAAACCCCAGGACCAACACGACCUUCAUCCCGAGAUACCACGAUGUUCGCAGCGAGAGCCAAGAACACGGAGAAGCCGAACGAGAAGACGACGACGAAGUCGAUAUGAUUUGA
Molecule: messenger RNA, 2988 nt
Organism: Orbilia oligospora ATCC 24927
Lineage: Eukaryota; Fungi; Ascomycota; Orbiliomycetes; Orbiliales; Orbiliaceae
Exons: 3
Coding region: 1-2988 (995 amino acids)
Source: RefSeq, a predicted model, not a curated record